Drosophila innubila is the source of this 3045-nucleotide messenger RNA. Its product is annotated as four and a half LIM domains protein 2-like. Bases 509 to 2182 code for a protein of 557 amino acids. The transcript has 9 exons. The record is from RefSeq and is a predicted model, not a curated record. Gene Ontology annotation, molecular function: transcription coregulator activity; zinc ion binding. Lineage: Eukaryota; Metazoa; Arthropoda; Insecta; Diptera; Drosophilidae. Gene Ontology annotation, cellular component: Z disc; nucleus.
AGAAUUGAAUUGUGUAACGGUGCGGUUGUCGCGGUCUCAACGCUCUUUUUUGACUCGCUUCGCUAACGCGCGCGUUUUCGACGCGUUUUUUAAUUUUUACUUGGUUUCGAGUGUUUUGUUUACUUUUUAUUGUGCGAGCAAAAGAGUUUCUUCUUAAUUCGAAUCGAGGCGCCCAGCUGCUUAAGAGGCCGUUCUGAAGACCAAAACAAACGCAAAAUUUGAUGAGUCAAACAGAAAAGGCUGAAACCGAAACAGAUACAGAAACAGAAACCGAAACAGAUACAGAAACACAGAAAGAACGCAUGAAACUUAAACUUAAUGCAAGAAAGCAAAAGAAAGCAAGUUUAUUUAAAAGCGAAAUAAAAGCAAACAAAAAUAAUAAGCAAUAAUAAUCAUAAUCAUAAUAAAAAACAAAAAGUUAAAAAAAAUAACACUGGCCAAGUUCUCUGCCGAGUACAAAGUGCAGUUAACUCAAAGUUGCCAUAAAGUACCGUAAAGUCAACAUAAAAUGGUGAAAAUGCUCGACCUGGACCGUCACGCUGAGUGCCCCCUGUGGGCGGCAUUAGCUUCCGAUGUGCCCUGGACGGGCAUGCACUAUGCGUGCCUCAAUGUCCUCAACAUUUACUGCAAAGUAUUCGAUAGAAAAGAAAUUUACGAUCUCAUUGUAAGGAAGACCUGUCAGUCCUGCAAGUGUCCGCGGGAGGCGCACGCCAUUUACCAACAACAGACGACCAAUGUGCAUGAGAGAUUGGGCUUCAAGUUGGUCUCGCCAGCGGAUUCUGGUGUGGAGCCACGGGACUUGGGCUACACGUGGGUGCCGCCGGGUGUGCGUGUCUCCUCCCGGGUUAAUCGAUACUUCGAUCAGCUGCCGGAAGAGAAGGUGCCGCGUUUGGGCAGCGAGGGGGCGCGGGUGCGAGAGCAGCAGAUCUCAUAUCAACUGCCCAAGCAGGAUCUCUCGCUGGAGCACUGCAAGCACUUGGAGGUGCAACAUGAGGCAUCUUUCGAGGACUUUGUGACGGCGCGAAAUGAAAUUGCAUUGGACAUAGCCUAUAUCAAGGAUGCGCCGUACGAUGAGCACUGUGCGCACUGUGAUAACGAGAUUGGUGCCGGUGAAUUGAUUGUGGCCGCACCCAAAUUCGUGGAGAGUGUCAUGUGGCAUCCAAAGUGCUUCACGUGCAGCACCUGCAACGAGCUGCUCGUGGACCUCACCUACUGCGUCCACGAUGACAAAGUCUACUGCGAGCGCCAUUAUGCGGAAAUGCUGAAACCCCGCUGCACGGGCUGUGAUGAGUUAAUUUUCAGUGGCGAAUACACAAAGGCCAUGGACAAGGAUUGGCAUUCGGGCCAUUUCUGUUGCUGGCAGUGCGAUGAGAGUCUCACUGGACAGCGUUACGUCAUCCGUGAUGAUCAUCCCUAUUGCAUCAAGUGCUACGAGAAUGUGUUCGCGAAUACGUGCGAGGAGUGCAACAAGAUCAUUGGCAUCGAUUCGAAGGAUUUAUCCUAUAAAGACAAGCACUGGCACGAGGCCUGUUUCCUGUGCUUCAAAUGCAAUCUGAACCUGGUCGACAAGCAGUUUGGCGCCAAGGCCGAUAAGAUCUACUGUGGCAACUGCUACGAUGCCCAGUUUGCCUCACGUUGCGAUGGCUGCGGUGAAGUUUUCCGUGCCGGAACCAAGAAAAUGGAAUACAAAACCCGUCAGUGGCAUGAGAAUUGUUUCUGCUGCUGUGUCUGCAAGAUGGCAAUUGGCACCAAGUCGUUUAUCCCAAGGGAGCAGGAGAUUUACUGCGCCGGCUGCUAUGAGGAGAAGUUUGCCACGCGUUGCAUCAAGUGCAACAAGGUAAUCACCUCUGGUGGAGUUACCUACAAGAACGAGCCGUGGCAUCGUGAGUGCUUCACUUGCACCCACUGCAACAUCACUCUGGCCGGUCAACGCUUCACCAGCCGCGAUGAGAAGCCCUACUGUGCUGAAUGCUUUGGUGAAUUGUUUGCCAAACGUUGCACAUCUUGUGUCAAGCCCAUCACUGGCAUUGGUGGCACACGCUUCAUCUCGUUUGAGGAUCGUCAUUGGCAUCACGAUUGCUUUGUCUGUGCCAGCUGCAAGGCCAGCCUGGUUGGACGCGGUUUCAUCACCGACGGACCCGACAUUCUCUGCCCCGACUGUGCCAAGCAGAAGCUGAUGUAAACACCUAAAUCGCCCAAGUCGAACCAAGCCAAGUGGCAUCCGCAUCCCUGACGGCUUGGAUGGGAGCAGCAACAGCAGCUGAUACAAGUGAAAUAUAGUAAAGGGCAGCAGCGAAAGCAAGAUUUAGCCAUAUAUUAAACAUUAACAAAAUUCAACGAAAAAUGAAUCAAAUCAGCGGAUUGAGCGGAAUAUGUAUUAAACGAUAUAUACAAACAAACAAAUUAAUGCCUUACACUUACACAUACAUAUAUACUUAUUAGAUAUGAAAUGGACAAAAAAUGAAAUCCUAAAAUCAAAAGCCACAAAUUUUUAAAAUUAUUAAUUAACUAUUGUACGAGUGCUUGUAUACUUAUUAAUAUAGCAUCAAAAAUAAUGAAAUGCUAUAUGCAUAAUACUAGCUAAACUAAAGUGAAAAAAACGAGUGAAACAAAAAAACAAAAUGAAGAAAAAAAUCUCGCUUGAAAAUUGAUAUUUUUUGUGCUUUAUCAUCAAAUUGUAUAAAAUAUAUAUUUAUUAUUUGUAAUUGCAUUUGAGCGCGAAAACAAAAACAAAACGAUGAAAACAAGAUAAUGUAACUAUUGUUGCCACACAUUGCAUAAUGUAUGUAUGUUUAUUUAUUUAUUUUAAGUCCUCUAACCACACAAAAAAGAUGCGUGUAAAGAUUUUCUAACCGCGGUUUCAGUUAAAUACUUGUAUUAAAACGCAGUUUAUGUUUUUAUUUUAUAUUUUAUAUAUGUUAUUAAACAAUACCAUACACACAAAAGCAUACCCAAAACACAAUUACACGUACACACGUCCUAGCAAUUUAAUUGUUUAGUUUUAUUUUCAUGGAUUUGUAUUAUAAUGAAGCACUUUGCGCUAAC